AACAAUCGUGAUUUAUUAAAAAUAACUAAGUCGUUGAAGUAUGUUUUUUGGCACAAGUACACUAAGUCCCAUUCCCCCAGAAGCGUUCCAAAUCGUAUCGUCAGUGAAACUACCGUAUUGACUACGUCAGUAUUAGGAACGAGGGAAUCCCUUACCGCUUAAAUCAUAUACAAAUACAAGCCGCAGCUUUAAUUUUUGUCAAUACACAUCGCGAUUUUCUACCAGACAGUUCACGAAUUGUUUAUUCUUAAUUUAAACAAUUUAUUGGUUAUUUUGUUUGUUUCUUUUGGACUUUUUGGUGACUAGAAAUAUACACGAUAUUCAUUUGUUUCGAACGUAGUGUUUUUUUUUAAUUUAGCAAAAUGUUGAAGAUAUUAUUAGUGGUUGGAGUUGUUUUUAUUUACACGGCAUACGCAGCGGUAGUAACAUGCGGUCCUAAUGAGGAAUUGAAUCGUUGUCCCUCAAACUGCUCGGACGCUUGUCCAACAAGGAGUGGAGAGUUCAACAACUGCAGACGUCCGAACAGACAACAUUGCCCACCUCCGAAAUGUGUAUGUCAGUUUAACUACAGACGAGCUGAGAAUGGAACCUGCAUACCAGCGAGAGAAUGCCCUGCAUUCGAUUGUUCUAAUGAAAACGAAGAAUACGAUCCCUGUCCUGGUUACUGCCCUACAGACGACUGCAGUCAGGCAACGCCGAACGGCGAAUGCCCUUUAUUUGGAUUAUUCUUAAUUGUCGUUGAAUGUCUACCGACUUGUCGAUGCCAACCGACAUAUUGGAGGAAGGACGGUGUCUGUGUACCCUACCAACAAUGCUUAGUCAAUAAAGAUAAAUCUAUUUCACAGUAAUUUAAAAAAAAUGCAGUGUGUAAAAAUAGUAUAAUACCAUGUUUAAUUCUACUAAGUUCCAUUUGACCUAUAAGUUCCUGUUUUUUGUUCCUUCAAGUUUUUAAAUUAAAAACACAUUUUUUUUAA
Messenger RNA from Papilio xuthus (Asian swallowtail), 974 nucleotides. The record is from RefSeq and is a predicted model, not a curated record. NCBI's taxonomy places the organism in Eukaryota, Metazoa, Arthropoda, Insecta, Lepidoptera, Papilionidae.